This is a messenger RNA of Hypomesus transpacificus, 3777 nucleotides long. It is a transcript of the gene tbc1d13, whose product is annotated as TBC1 domain family, member 13. The transcript has 12 exons. Gene Ontology annotation, molecular function: GTPase activator activity. Gene Ontology annotation, biological process: intracellular protein transport; activation of GTPase activity. Bases 65 to 1267 code for a protein of 400 amino acids. NCBI's taxonomy places the organism in Eukaryota, Metazoa, Chordata, Actinopteri, Osmeriformes, Osmeridae. The record is from RefSeq and is a predicted model, not a curated record.
UGGGAGUCGCGUGAUUGUAUCCUCAUCGGACUAUUUUUGUUGUAACACGCAGCAGGAUUCUAACAUGUCGAGCUCUUACAAAAACAGGAUCCAGGAGUUCAAGGAGGCGCUGAGUGAAGACAAGAUUGAGUUGAAGUCUCUCAGAGAACUGUGUUUCAGCGGAAUCCCAUUUGAAGGAGGCAUUCGAGCACUCUGCUGGAAAAUCCUUCUGAACUAUCUGCCUUUGGACCAGACUACAUGGGACUCAUUUCUCAAAAAGCAGAGGGAGGGGUACUCCCACUUCCUGAGGGAGAUGAUCAUCCAGCCAGGCAUCGCCAAAGCCAACCUUGGGCUGUUCCGGGAGGACGUCACCAUGGAGGACCACCCCCUCAACCCAAACCCAGACAGCAGGUGGAACAACUACUUCAAAGACAACGAGGUUCUCCUGCAGAUUGAUAAAGAUGUCAGGCGUCUGUAUCCAGACAUGGCGUUCUUCCAGCGGCCGACAGAUUACCCCUGCCAGCUGAUCCUCGACCCCCAGAACGAGUAUGAGACCCUGAGGCGCAGGGUGGAGCAGACCACCCUCAAGGCCCAGACAGUGGACCGCACCCGCAGUGGAGUCACUAACAUGAGCUCUCCAGGCAAAGCCCUCCACCUGUACCCCUCUAAUGAGUACUCCGUGCUGCCCCGUGGCUGUGAGGCGCAUUGGGAAGUGGUGGAGAGGAUCCUCUUCAUCUAUGCCAAGCUCAACCCUGGCAUCGCCUACGUCCAGGGCAUGAACGAGAUUGUGGGCCCCAUCUACUACACCUUCGCCACAGACCCCAACGACCAGUGGAAAGAACAUGCGGAGGCAGACACCUUCUUCUGUUUCACCAACUUGAUGGCAGAGAACAGAGAUAACUUCAUCAAGAGCCUAGAUGACUCCCAGUGUGGCAUCACCUACAAGAUGGAGAGGGUUUAUUCUAUGCUGAAGGACAAGGACAUGGAGCUCUAUCUCAAACUGCAAGAGCAGAACAUCAAGCCUCAGUACUUCACGUUUCGCUGGCUAACUCUGCUGCUGUCCCAGGAGUUCCUGCUUCCUGACGUCAUCAGGAUCUGGGACUCACUGUUCUCCGACCAGGACCGUUUCAACUUCCUCAUCCUGGUCUGCUGCGCCAUGCUCACAUUGAUCCGUGAUCAGCUACUGGUUGGAGACUUUACCAUCAACAUGAGGCUGCUGCAGGACUACCCCAUCUCUGACGUCCACACCAUCCUGACCAAGGCCAAGGAUCUGCAGCUGGGCUCCUAGCGGUCAUCCUCCACCGAGCCGGCCCGGAGGGAGGAGCCUGGCCUGGAGGGAGGGGCCUGGCCCGGAGGGAGGAGCCUGGAAGCUGGUAACUAGAGCUGACAGGCCCCCAGUGCAUUCUGGGAGGGGGAGUUGUACUCGGUCCCAGGUACACAAACCUCCGUCCCCCUGGAGACAGCCUUGUUUAUGUUUGCACUCGGGGGGGCAGGGGAGACGGGGGCUGGGGGGACACCUGAGCACAGUUCAGGAAGAGGACUGUGUAGAAUAACAUCCAUAGACUUCCCUCUUCAUCCCAGGAAGUGGACAGAUCCAACAUGGCUGUCUUCACGUCUUUGGAAGAUCUCUCUUUUAAAUAUAUUGGAAAUGUACUUUUUUGCUUCAUAAAUGUUAACUUGUAUUCAUUGUGACAAACCAGGAAGGAGGAUAGGAGGGUAGGAGGAUAUGAAGGCAGUAGGGUUGGGAGGGCACGAGGGUAGAAGGAUAAGAGGGUAGGAGGGUAGGGAGGGCACAAGGGUAGGAGGAUAAGAGGGUAGGAGGGCCUGGCGCUGAGAAGGGGAUUCUUCUUACUUGAAAUACUGUGUAUUUUGAGUUAGAUUUUGAAUUUUUAUUUUAUUUUUGAAUGUUGAACUCUGAACUACUCAAUAUAAUGUUUGCCAUUUUAACCAGUCAUACCAGAAAUGGCCAAUGACCAUAUAUUUUCAUGCUAACUGGAAUGAAGGUUUCAUGAAUACCAUGAAUGAAGUGCUACCAGGUGGGGUUUGUAGGAUAUGAACUUUCUGUUUUUAAGUUUGAAUGUUUCUCUGUCUGAAGUUGAUGUUACAGGAAGUGCUCAUCUUUAAUCUGAUGUUUAAAAACUGACAGCAUUAACUCACACACCUACUGCUUACAUCUUGCCAACUGCACAAUUGCUAUCCCAGGAGGUGACUGUUCGCUUUAAGUGCAUCUUUGCAGAUAAUAAUUUGUCAUUAUUGUGUUAAAAUUACAAUGUUGUCUACUUAAAAUCAAUGAUUUUUUUUAUUACUUUAAACAGCAAUAGUUACAUCAAAACCAACACAACACUGAAAUUAAUUCACCCUUUAAACAUUUGGAUUAAAUUGGGAUUGUAUUUCACAUAUUUAUGAAAUGUGUGAAAUUCUACAUAAUUGACAUACAGUUGUCAGGGAAUCGUCCAGGCUUAAUCAUCAGCUGGACUUGGGGCUGUAAUCAUCAGCUGGACUUAGGGCUGUAAUCAUCAGCUGGACUUGGGGCUGUAAUCAUCAGCUGGACUUAGGGCUGUAAUCAUCAGCUGGACUUGGGGCUGUAAUCAUCAGCUGGACUUGGGGCUGUAAUCAUCAGCUGGACUUGGGGCUGUAAUCACCAGCUGGACUUUGGGCUGUAAUCACCAGCUGGACUUAGGGCUGUAAUCAUCAGCUGGACUUAGGGCUGUAAUCAUCAGCUGGACUUUGGGCUGUCGGACCAUGAAUGAUCAAACACAGAGUCAUUACAAGUAAUGUGCUCACAAUGUUCUCUGAUGAAGCAGAAAUGUAUGUACCUUUUCAGACAUGUUUGUCCAGUGCCAUGUUGCCAUAUAGUGAAGCCCAGCAUGUGAGUGAUCCAGUGAUCCAGGGCUCCAGUGAUCCAGGGCUCCAGUGAUCCAGGGCUCCAGUGAUCCAGGGAUCCCUGGUUAUAAGCAGACGUGUUCUUCAUCUCCCGGUGAGCCUGUCAGCUGAAUGGUCUCAGCUCAGAAGCAGAAUGGUGUGUUAGUGGAGCUGCACCUCUUAUCCACCGUUCAGUAUGAGGCCCUGUUCUACAGUGGCAGACUAGCGGUCUGGUAGGUUGUGAUGCUGGUUGUCUAAGAUAUUAAGAUCUGUCGCAGCUUUAAAUAAAGGUGCUGUACUGUUAGUUCUGUCCCAGCUAUUGGCUGGGUACAUGGCAGCAACCCAGGUGCAGGAGAUGUUGGCCAGCCUGCUUGUCGUGGCCCAGAGACAUGCUGACCAUGUCUUUUCUGCAGCUCUAUUGUUACACUUGGAUAGUUUGGUAAGGAUCCUCCUACAGAGACCUUGGGCGUGGUGCCAGAACUCCACAGAGCUCCUGUGCUGGUUUAGUGUCUUUUAUUUCUCCAAACCCCAGACGGUCUGCCAGGAGGGCUCUGGUGGAAGCAGUGACUUUGUUCCCAUGCAGUUGUAUUCCAACUACACAGGCUGUGUUGGCCUUAUAUACCUGAGCUUAGAUCAGGGUUUGGUGUGGGUGUGGUUAGGGUGUUUGUACACAGUGAAGAACUCCCUCCUGUCCCAUGACCUGCUCCUCAGGCUUGUUGCUAUGGGAGCUCCUCAGGCUUGUUGCUAUGGGAGCUCCUCAGGCUUGUUGCUCUGGGAGCUCCCGGGUGCAGGACAAGAGCGUGUGUCAUGUGAGGGAGGGGCUGGGCACAGAGCCUCCGAUGGCCUGGGAGGAGAGGGAGUGGCCUGGCACAGAGCCUCCGAUGGCCUGGGAGGAGAGGGAGGGGCUGGGCACAGAGCCUCCGCUGGCCUGGGAGG